This is a messenger RNA of Sporothrix brasiliensis 5110, 1632 nucleotides long. RefSeq lists its product as uncharacterized. Gene Ontology annotation, biological process: protein phosphorylation. The transcript has a single exon. Gene Ontology annotation, molecular function: protein kinase activity. NCBI's taxonomy places the organism in Eukaryota, Fungi, Ascomycota, Sordariomycetes, Ophiostomatales, Ophiostomataceae. The coding region runs from base 1 to 1632 and encodes 543 amino acids. The record is from RefSeq and is a predicted model, not a curated record.
AUGCCUAGACGGCGGCGGCCUAGGCCCAAAGAGCCCAAGAAGCUAAAGUUCAAGAUUCCGUUUCUGGACCGCGGCCGCCCAGCCUCGCCAUUCUGUACGGAGUCUCGCUGGACCAUCCAGCAGCAUGAGCCACUUCCGCCGUUUGGCACCGGCUACAAAACAAAGCACCGCAGGGGCGAGGAGAUCCUCGCACAGAUGCGAGAGGAGCAGGUCCCCCAAAGCAUAUAUUGCUUAGACAACCAACCACCGGGCCCCGAACCGGCCGAAGACGCGCCUCGCCUGGAAAUUGAGGUCACAGACGCCCUCCGCCCGCUUCUGACUUGUGGAGCGCACGUCGUCGCUUGCCGCAUUCUCAGUGGCACCAUCCCCUCUCAAUCGCCUUCCAGCUCCUCCUCCUCUUCGUCGUCGACGACUGCAGCCACCUGCCCUAGGCCGCCCUCCUCAUCGCCGGCCACGAUCGUUGCCAAAAUCUUCGACCCCAUGUACUACUACCACAAUGGCGACUAUGACAUUGUGGACCUCGCGGACAUGGAGUAUUGUCGGGAGACGGCGGCCUACCAGCACCUUGUCCGUAACGGCGUCGACGGCAAACUGUUGCCUGCGUUCUUUGGCUCCUACUCGCUCGAGCUGCCACUGACAGACGAGCAGAAAGACUAUCUGGCCGAGGUCAAGGGCGAAGACCACCCGCUCCUGCAAGUCCCCACACCCGUCCGAAGAGUCCGCCUCAUCCUGAUGGAGCGCGUCGAAGGCCGACCCAUGACCGCACAGCUGGUGUAUGGCGAUGUGAAUGGGAUGACGAACGAGGCGCGUCUGGACGUCGUGGCGUCCACACUUGAAGCAUAUGCCCGGCUCUACUUCCACGGCAUCACACACGGCGACCUAGCACCCCGGAACGUUUUCCUCAAGGACGAGAGCGAGGCGGUCGACGAUCUUACCAAGUGCAAAAGCAUCGCUGCCCGACGACUGCGCUUCCACCGCUUCGUGGAUCUCGGCCUCGCCUAUGUGCUCGGCCAUCCCGAGUCGUCCUUCCCGCGUCAGCCCACGGGCGAGAUGCGGCCCCGCAACCCCAUCCGCCUCUUCUGGCACGUCUUUGAGAGCGGAGCCGUAAACAUGUACUACUGGCUGCCGAAGGAGAUGCGCUCUACCGAAACAUUCCAGCUUUGGAUGUUGCGGCGGUGGUACGGCGACACGCGGUUCGAGUCGGUCGGCGCCGUUCCCAUCCCGGUGAAAAACGACGCUGCGUGGGAGCGCGGUGAGGCUCUCACCAACGAGACGUGGCCUGACACAAAUGGAGAGGACUUGCAAAGGUGCGACGGCGACGGGGACGGCGACGAAGAUGAAAACGGGCAUGGAAACGGAAACGGAAACGCCAAGCGCGGAUGGCAGCUUCCCAGUGCACUGGCCCGCGCCAUGGCAACAAUUCCGGGGCUUCGGGCCAUCAGCAUCGUCAUCAAGCAACCAACGUGCGCCAUUCCCGACGAUAAGACAGUGACGGCAGUGUGCGACGCGUCCCACACAGCGACGUCGCGGGCACGCCAGCUCGACGAAAUCGAACCCCAAACCACCACCGCACCACCAACGCCGCCCAUCAGCAAGGCCACUACGAAGGACCAGCCUAAGGGCUUUUGGUGA